AUGCUUAAAAGAUGCAGCAGCAGCAGGCAUCAAGGUGCAGGGUUAAGCCUGAUCGGAUCAUCGUUCGGAACUCCGAACUCCGCGUGGAGACCAUCCUUGACUGUCUCAAAAUUGACUAAUUUAAAGUCCAGCCGAUUGGAUGAGUUGACCAGCGAGCUCGGAACCAAGUGGCAGACGAAUAAUAUUCGAAUCAAGCCAUAUGCUGCCAUGGCUGGUACACAUCCCAGCAUUGAUUGCAUCCGCCGUCUACAAGAACAGCAUCCUGAAAGGAUGAAGAAGUUCGACGAGAUAACCAAGAUCGAAAUCCUUCUCGGCGAAGCUGCGUUUCAUCACGGAGGCUGGAAAGCUGAAAUACCUCUCACAGCAACUGGUGCCCAGAUGAGCAACUCAUUCACUACAGCAUUGCAGAUUGUUCAUCGAAAAGUCUUGAUGGCACAGUUUACUCCCAAUAUGAUUAAUGAUGAGCGCGUCUGGAGACUUGUUGACUUGACCGAGUGUAAAUUGCAUAUUACUGACGGCGACUCGAUUGGCUGUCAAGAGGUACGAAUUGAGUUCCAAGACGGGACCGCCCUGCAUCACGCGGUGCCGAAUGGGUAUGGCGUCGACCCGCCCCUCUCUAAUGAAGACAUCGUGGGUAAAUGGAGAGAACUCACUAAAGGCAUUGUUGAGAGUGAGGUACUGUACAAGAUUGAGGAGAUAGUGCUUUCUUUGGAGGAACUGGAUGAUCUUUCAACACUUUGUGAUCUGCUUGGUCAAAUCUCAAAAAGUCCGCUAGCUGAAUAG
Molecule: messenger RNA, 783 nt
Organism: Fusarium pseudograminearum CS3096
Lineage: Eukaryota; Fungi; Ascomycota; Sordariomycetes; Hypocreales; Nectriaceae
Exons: 3
Coding region: 1-783 (260 amino acids)
Molecular function (GO): lyase activity
Source: RefSeq, a predicted model, not a curated record